Tachyglossus aculeatus (Australian echidna) is the source of this 1854-nucleotide messenger RNA. It is a transcript of the gene MORF4L1, whose product is annotated as mortality factor 4 like 1. Gene Ontology annotation, biological process: regulation of DNA-templated transcription; chromatin organization. The record is from RefSeq and is a predicted model, not a curated record. Lineage: Eukaryota; Metazoa; Chordata; Mammalia; Monotremata; Tachyglossidae. Gene Ontology annotation, cellular component: nucleus; NuA4 histone acetyltransferase complex. The transcript has 14 exons. Bases 34 to 1179 code for a protein of 381 amino acids.
GGGGGGGCGGGGGAGGCGGAGAGACAUUUAUAAAUGGCGCCGAAGCAGGACCCGAAGCCCAAAUUCCAAGAGGGUGAACGUGUGCUGUGCUUCCAUGGGCCUCUCCUAUAUGAAGCAAAGUGUGUAAAGGUUGCCAUAAAGGACAAACAAGUGAAAUACUUUAUACAUUACAGUGGUUGGAAUAAAAAAAGUGCUGUGAGGCCCAGGCGCUCUGAAAAAACUUUGAAGACACGUGAGGAUAUUGUAGCCCUUUUUCCUGUUCCUGAAGGAGCUCCCUCAGUACACCACCCCUUCCUGACCGCUAGCUGGGAUGAAUGGGUUCCAGAAAGCAGAGUACUCAAAUACGUGGACACCAAUCUGCAGAAACAGAGAGAACUUCAAAAAGCCAAUCAGGAGCAGUAUGCAGAAGGGAAGAUGAGAGGAGCUGCUCCAGGAAAGAAGACCUCUGGUUUGCAACAGAAAAAUGUUGAAGUACUUUUUCAGAACAGAUGGAUUACACGCUGUUUGGAGACCUCUGCAAUAUCAAUGCGGAAAACCAAAAAGAACAAACAGAAAACUCCCGGGAUCGGAGAGGGCAGCAGUACCAGCGAGACACCCCAGCCACCUCGGAAGAAAAGGGCCCGCGUGGACCCCACGGUUGAAAGUGAAGAAACAUUUAUGAACAGAGUUGAAGUUAAAGUAAAGAUUCCUGAAGAACUGAAACCGUGGCUGGUUGAUGACUGGGAUUUGAUCACUAGGCAAAAACAGCUCUUUUAUCUUCCUGCCAAAAAGAAUGUGGAUUCGAUUUUAGAAGAUUACGCAAAUUAUAAGAAAUCCCGAGGAAACACAGAUAAUAAGGAAUAUGCCGUCAAUGAAGUUGUGGCAGGGAUAAAAGAGUACUUCAAUGUGAUGCUGGGCACUCAGCUCCUGUACAAGUUUGAGCGCCCCCAGUAUGCCGAAAUCUUGGCCAACCACCCAGAAGCACCCAUGUCGCAGGUCUACGGGGCCCCCCAUCUCCUGAGAUUGUUUGUUCGAAUUGGAGCAAUGCUGGCCUAUACGCCUCUUGACGAGAAGAGCCUGGCUUUGUUGUUAAACUAUUUGCAUGAUUUCCUUAAAUAUUUAGCAAAGAAUUCUUCAGCGCUGUUUAGCGCCAGUGAUUACGAGGUUGCCCCUCCUGAGUACCAUCGGAAAGCAGUAUAACAGUUGGAAGCCACGUCUGGAACCUCUGUAAACCUCUGUUUGUGUGCAGGUGUGCGUGCGGGUGUGCGUGUGUGUGGUUCUUGCACAAAAUAACGUACUUUAAGUGUUUGUGUACAAUGGGACCGAUUUGAGUUCUUGUAUUUUCUGUUCUCUCUGAAACAGAAGGCUGGAGGGGAAGUUUGAGCCCUUUCUGUGGCUCUGAAAUGGCGACCAGCGGUCAGCCGUAGUGGAAACUUAGUGACAUGCCAUAGGAUGUUGUUUGUCUAGUCAAUGAAGCUGCUUGAAUCCUGGCGGGUCCAUUCCAGGUACACAGAGCCUGUGCAGGACGUGCGUUUAUUGCUUAGUGUCAAGAAACCUGCCUCUGAGUGCCAAAGGUUCAGCUAAUUCACUCCCUGUAUAUAACUUCAAGGUGGAUUCCUCGUGUUUUUCUUGGUGCUGAAAUUACGAGCACAUUUCCCACACCUUCCUAUGUUUUGUUCCACUGGCAAUUGCCCUUUGACUGGAUUGAAGGAUCAUGACUUUAUUUUACAGUUUUUGUCUUUGUUUCUAAUGCAUGUUCUAACAUAGGAGCAGUGCAUUCGCAUACUGCUUCAGUUUUCUGGAAAUCUUGGUCACUUCAGGAACUGUUUUACAGGUUUUCAAAAUAAAACUUUUUUUUUUUAUUUCAAAAAGUUA